UUGGAAAAGAGAUCGGAGCUUGACUCAGGAUGCCAGAAAAUAAAAUUUAUGGAACAAAGUGGAGGCACCGACAAAGAAGUGUCUAGCUAAAGUUUUCCGUCAAAUGCACCAGUUAUGCGGGUUAUAGCUGGAUGUUUUCAGUUCUUGGGACCAUGUGCUGGUACGGAUGGCUCAUGUACUUCGUCUUACUGCUGUUUGAUCGACAAGAAGCCAAGAGGCCUGCCCGGGAUGUUGAUGAGCUCAUGAGUCAGUAUGACUACAACCGCCUGCUUCGAGAAAACAUUCCCAGGCCUCAUUUCUUCGUCUUUCCAACACAAGUUCGCAACAAAAGCCUCUUCCCCAUCUCCACUAAAGAGCACCACUUGAGACAUCAUGGAACCCAUGAACACAUGAAACAUGUCAUGAUACAGCUCCAGCUGGAUGAUCAGAAGGUCAAAAUCAAACUUGACCGAAAUGAUGAUCUGCUGUCAUCUGGGAUUUUGGUCAAACACUACACAGAAACUAAUCAUCAGAUUAUUACCAAGACAGUGGAGCACUGUUAUUAUCAUGGGACAGUGAAAAAAGAUGGCUGGUCAAGUGUGGCAGUUAGCACAUGCCAUGGAAUCAGAGGUGUCGUCCAAAUGCACAACGAGACCUACAUCAUUCAGCCCUUGAUAGGAGGAGAUGAAGGCAUGGAACACCCUCAUGUGGUCUAUCAAGGCACAGUCUCCACUGAAGAAAAAUGUGGCAACACAGCAGGACUAUGGCUUCCAUUUCAUGAGCUGCAUAAAGGGGAAUUCAUCAAGCGCCUUAAAUUCUUAAAAGCUCAGCGGCAUGAUCUUGGUAUUGAUCCAGAUAUGCCGAAGGUUUUGCGAAUAGGUCUAGUAUUGGACAAAUUUAUGUACAUGGGACUCAAUUUUAGUCAGCAGCUAGUUACUCGGUAUGCCUUGGAGAUAGUCAACAUAGUAGACUUGUAUUAUCGUAGUAUGGGCUUCCAUAUUGCUCUGUCAUAUUUGGAGUAUUGGGAUGUGGCAGACAGAUUCAUUGUAAGCACACAACAACGUGAGCUUUUGGAAAAAUUUCAGAACUACAAGACCUCUUCAAUGCCAGCUGAAACUUUUGAUGUUGCCUUCUUUCUGACGGGCAAACAUUUGGACGGUGGAAGUAUUGGCAUUGCCAUACCUGACUCUGUAUGUUCAGACAGAGCUGUGGGAAUAUUAAAGAGCGGAAAGCCAUUUGAACCACAGCAAACAGCAGCAACUCUUGCUCAUAUGAUUGGCCAUACUCUGGGGAUUGAUCAUGAUGAAGAUGCUGAUUGGCGGAAACUAUAUCACCAAGGUGGCUGUGAUUGUUCUGACUCGUAUGGAUGCAUCAUGUCUGUUGAUGUUUUGAAACACAUGGGUCUUCAUUCCCGCAUGUUUUCAACAUGCAGCAAGUCUGAUUUAGAUGUUACCAUCAGCAUGGGUAUAACAUCCUGUCUCCAGGGAGCUCCACCAGUAGCUUCUCAGUUUACACAGACCUGUGGCAAUAGCAUUGUAGAAAGAGGAGAGGAGUGUGACUGUGGCACAGUUAAGGAUUGUGAGGUCAAGGAUCCAUGCUGUGAUCCACACACCUGCCUCCUGAAGUACUGGGCUCAGUGUCGCUCAGGACCAUGUUGUGCUAACUGUACCGUGUUAGAUUCAAGCCAUAUGUGUCGGGAACGUCAGUCAGAAUGCGACAUCCCAGAGUUCUGUGAAGGAGAAAGUGGCAGUUGCCCGUUUAACACCUACAUUGAAGAUGGUCACCCAUGUGCUGAUGGUAAAGGUUACUGCAUUGGUGGCAUUUGCCCCACUCUGGAUCAGCAGUGUUCUGACAUUUGGGGACCAGAUGCUGAAGGGGCUAGUCAGCAGUGUUACCAACGCUUCAAUCCCACAGGCAACUUCAAUGGACACUGUGGUAAAAAUCGAAGCACUGGCAAUUAUGCCAAGUGUAAUCAAGAAGAUAUUUUGUGUGGCCUGCUGCACUGUGCUGAGGGAGUAGGGCAACCAUUAUAUGGAACAGACAAAGGGUUUUCAAAAACAACAGUCAAUGCUAAUGGAGUGGAGUAUGAAUGCAAGACAGUCCAUGGUCCAGCUAUGAUGGAUAUGCCUCAUAUGGGCCUUGUGCAGGAUGGCACACGGUGUGGGCACAAUCUUAUUUGCAGCAAGAAUCGAUGUGUGCCACUGCCUUUCAAUCCAGUCUUAAACUGCCCUUCCAGUAAUACAACAGUUAUUUGUUCUGGCCAUGGGGUAUGCACUCCAGCAGAUCAGUGCUUUUGUGAUGACGGAUGGACAGGCCAAGAUUGCAGCACAGAACUAAAUAUCACCACUGCUGUGCCAGCACCGUCUGGUCCAGACACCCCUUUUACCUCUUCCACAGAACCAACCCUUCUUGUGAAAGUUGUGCCCCCUGAAUUAGAUGAACUGAUCUCCAGACAGACAUCGCCAGGAAAUAUUGAUGUGGCAGCAGCUCCAGUGACAGCAGAGUCACCAGGACUGAGCACAACAUGGCUAAUCAUUAUUUUAGCCUCGGUGAUUGGUGCUGUAGUGCUGGUAUUGGGCAUUACUCUUAUCUGCUACCGCCGCCAGUCACCAUCCAAACUUGGCUUCAGCAGCAGUCAGAAGGACAACAGCAAAAACAAGCAGAAAAAGCACAAACAAUCAGGAAAGAAGAAAAAGUGGCUGUCAAGUGAGGAUGAAAGUGAAUUAGGAGAGUUGCCACCCCCACCUGUAAUAAUCUCUGACCCCAACAGCCUGAUGCCAGAGAAGGGCAUCCUAAAAAAUUCCUGCCCAAAGCUUAUUGGCAGCAGUCAAAGGGGAAGCGACUCUGGUGGCUCUCAGGGUGCCAGAGGCAGUGAGUCUGGAACAUCUUAUGUUGAUCAGGACUCUGUAGGACCCUAUCUUUAUGAUGAAGAUGAAGAUUUGGAGGCUGAAGAGAUCCGCGAGAUCUUUCAUGACCUGGCUGUUGGCAACUCAUUGGAUAACCUGGACAAUAUGCCAGAAUCUGCCAGCUUUGAUUUUGUGAUUCCUCCACCACCCCCUCCACAGUUUCAUCUCCAAAGCAUUUUCCCAUCACCUCCUGCACCUCGUCAGAGGGUGAAGCUAGAGCCACAAUCCACACAGACCUCUCAGUCUGACUUUGAUACUGCUCCACUGAUGUGGCGGUCAGCCAUCCCUCCCCAAACUUUGUCACCCCCACAAUCUCGCAUUGUUCGUCUGCGUAAUUUUGGUGAUUUGAUGGCCAGGUUUGAUAAAAGCACCAUUGAUCUAUCCCCUUCGCCCGAUGAGCCUCCAGUGCAAUUGUCUCCAUCAACAUGUACUUCGGAAGAUGUGAGGAGCAGCGAAACAGAGCCAGACAGAAUGUACUGCAGGACGUCUCAUUCUGACCACAGUCCCACUUCCAUUGCUAGCAGCUCCACACAACAUACCCACAACACCAACAAUCGGCCCAGUUUUGGCAACCUGAGCCAGUACCUAUUAAAGCGCAGCAACCUGAGUGCAACUUCUGGAGAUGGGUUUGAGGAUGGUGAAGUGGACGAAAGUGGAAGAUGUUCCCACCCAUCCUGUUCCAUGCCACCUCCAAUGAAUCCUAUAGACGUAAGAAACAUUUUCAACUUGGGACAUGCAGCUACGGCAGCAAACACUGCUGCUAAUCAUGGCAACAUCUUGAGUUCAGCACCAAGUCGAGAAAGCAAUGACACGCCAGUUGGUAGCCAGGGAAUGGAUUUUGCUUCCUACACUGGAAAUGACAAUUUGAAGAAUGCAGGGGCUAUCUAUGACAAGAGCUCAGGUUAUGGCAGUGAACAUGAUGCGGGUGAACGGUUUAGCAUUGAUGAAAAUUCCCAGCACUCUCGUUCUCAGUCUACCUCACCACCUUCCUACAGUGCAGUCAUCCGCACAGGCCCAAACCAGAUACAGCUGGUUCCAGCUAGUCAGCUUCUUGGUGGCUGCAGCAACAGUGGUAGCCAGGAAGAACUUCAGCGACUGCUGGAAGGCUUACCACGUAUCAACGCAGGAUCUUUUGAACGCAGCCCUCUGCUGUCGGCUACACCCAGCACCCCCAAUACUGGACCAAUCCCAGCCCCAUCUUCAAAACUUCUGGCAAGGGACCAUUCUGAUGACGUUUCUAACACGCCAUGCAUAGAUCGUAGCCUAGAAGAAAUCCCACAGGUCUUUAGGGAACAAGAAGAUAAGAAGACAUGGAAUCCCAAUCGCCGAUCAUAUGGCAGAAAAACCAAGCGUCCCGUCAGCUUGACUGCUAACCAUAAAGGUAGUUCAGUGGAUUCAGAGAACAGCAUUGUGCAGGAGCUGAAAGGAAAGAAACUCUCUCCGGUAGGAAAGAGACAAGAGUUAUGUUGAUUCUGAGUGUUGUGACAUUUGACCUGAGCCCUCAUUAUACUAUUUGUCAAUAAUGGGACUUGAAUAACUUUUGCUACAUGACAUGGUGAAAUAGUUUGCUCCAAACAAUAAUGCUUGAUAUCAUUGUUACAAGAAAUCCUGUAAAUACAAAUGCAGCACACUUAGUUUAAGGGUUAGAAAUGCAUUUAUUUCUUAUUGAAGUACUGGUUUUCUUUGAAAACUAGUUGUGAAUGGCUUUAAUCACAAAACAGUUAAUGCUUAGACAUAAUUUUAUGGUAGAUACAGCAUAAUGAACAACAUUUAUAUACAGCACGAGCUUAACUGGUAGUCUACAUGCUUAUUUUCAGUCACCAACAUGACCAUUUAAACUUUUGUAAUUUUAUAUAUGCAAAUUUUAAAAGUGCCAAGUGGGUUGCCCAUAUCUAGGUAAAAAAUGUUUUCUAGAAAUUAAAUUGUUAAUUAGUCAUAUAUCCUAACAGUUUUGAAAGAUUUUAAAGUAUUUUUAGAGACUCCAGAAAAGAUGAGUGUGAUUAUUGCAAACUAGUGCAGUGUCUUUUAACCAGAUGCAGAAGCAGCAUAUAAUUUGAACUGGCUAUAAUCAAUAGAAUGUAUGACAUUAGAGUGUGCUUCAGAUUUAAGGUUUAAACUUACCAUGCUCAUAAUUCCUGCUAAUGCUGGAUGAUUAUUAGAUAUGGUGCAACAAAAACUUCAACUAGUAGUUGGUAAAAAGGAAAGGCAGAAAAGGCACUGCAUUUGUAGAAAAUAUUAAGUAAGAUGAUAACACUCAUAGAUUUUAAUUUGCUUAUUUCAGUGCUAAUAGUAUACUUUAAAACAUUGCUGCAUCUUAGUUAAUGCCAAAGAUUUUUCCUUGUUUGUGCAUUCAAGAGACAGUGGGUAGAUACUGCCAUUUUGCCUUCAAGAGCCUAGUUUUUAAAAAAGUUUUUUAGACUGCACAGUGGCCUUCAUAGUAAUGCUUUAUGCCAUAGUGCUAAAGAGGACAGACCAGUAAGUAGUCUUUGUAAAAAACUGCAUACACUGAAUGUUGGUGGAAGUAUGCCAUGUUGUUACUUAACAUUUACUGUUGUGUUGCAUUUACUGUAACAAAAUUCUUUGGCAGACAUUGAUGUACAGCAUGUUAAAUGUUGAGUCUAAGGCAUUGACAGUAGAAUAGAGGGUUAUAAACCCAGUCCCUUUAUUUCUGUAUUUUAGGGUUUUCUUUUAUUUUAAAUAGAUUGAAUGCAUUUAGAUAGUCUAGAAGCAGUCUCAUUUCAAGUAAAAAUAGACAUUGCUGACGAAGAAGAACACCCAAACUAAAACAUAGUGCAACAUGUACAGGAUUUCUUUUUAUUACCAUUAUUGCAUUUUUCUCCAUCUUGUUUUUGUCAGAUAGCAUCAGGUUUAACAUCAUUCCCUGUUUAUUUUAUCAUUUGCUCUUGGUAUUGACAAAAUUUGUUCAUUGCCUCUUCAAAUGCUUUUUCAUAUCAUGUCAUAUGUUUUUUGAUAUUUUGUCACCUAGAAACUCAAUGUCACAAGCAUGCCAGAUUUGCCAAAGUGAGUGGUGCUAUUGACUGGUAUCUGCCAUUAGUGUGAACUAAAAUGUAUGGGAUGGUAAGAAGUUGUAGUAUGUGUAAAAAUGACAUAAAAAAAUCAUCCAAGAUGAUUAACAAUAAUCCUUAUCAACAGAAAUUGCUUUUUUUUUCAUUCGAAUUUGUUAAAGCUGACUUAGUUAAGUAAUCUUUGUGUAGUGUUUUUUUUGAGUGUUUUUCAUUUGUUCAGGAGUCUUGCAUUUCUAAGAACAUAAAUGUCAUUGGCUGCAGACAUUUCUCACUAUAUUUCAAACCUUCUUUCAUAUGCUGAGGUAUUAAAUGAUCUGAUUCCUGGGUCAGUGAGUUUGCUAAUGGUAUUCGAAAAUAUCCACCAUAGAGUUGUAAGAAGGGAGUCUGCUUUUGCAUCCAGCGUUGCUCUAAUGGGCCUCCACUGUACAUUUUUGCAAUGUUUAUGAUAUAAAUGCUGGUGUGAAGAUGAUAUUUGUAAACCACAUAAUCUGUCUCAUUAUCAUUUGCAGUGAGUUAUUUUGGUUGUUGGUGAAAGUAGUGUCAUUGUUUAUCAGAACGGUUACAAAAAUUGUUUUUUUAGUAAAAUUUUAGCUGCAGAGUUUUAGAAGAGGAGGAUGUGAGGAAACAAUGAUUUUGGGUCUGGAUGGGGGUCAGGGAAAAAGCAGGCAUGCUGUGCCAGUCACUGUUGACUAAGAAGAGCUGUGUUAUGCCAGUUACUGUGGAUUAAGAAGAGCAGUAAGAACAGUAACAUGUAAAAGAAACAGUGUACUACAAGUGUAAUUUUUGCAAUAAUAAUACUUAGAUGCCAGUAAGUCACUGGUAAAGUGAGCCAGUAGCUUAUCAGCUGAGGUCUUUUUGAGACUGAUUUAUUUGUAGCAGCCUGUUUUUCUUCCGAACAAAAGCUAUGAAAAUUGUUAUGUGAAAAACAAGAAUGCCAGAAAUGUUUUUAAAAUGCUAUCGCUGAUCAUUACAUUGAAUCCUUCAAUUUUGUAGUUUUUAAGAAUAUAGUUUAUUAUUUUACACAUUUAUUCACCGAAAAUACUCCAAAGAAAUGGCUUUUACCUUUUUAUUGAAAGUAUUGUGGAUUUUUUUAAGCCUUGAUAACCAUAUCUUUCAUUUGCACAGCCUUUCCUGAAUCCUGAAGGUUAUCUUCAGAUGGCAUCAGCCAUGGAUCUUCCAGCUGCUUAAUCUUAAUCACAGUGGAAAUGUCCUGGGGUCAGUGUCAACAUUCUCUUGACCAUUAUGCUUUCUUGCCAUUUAUUAAGGACUAUUAGGUACGUGAUGAUAUUAAAGGCAGUAUUGUUUGUCUGUUGUUAAGAAGAUGUAGUGGUUGUUCUCUUGUCCUCUCAUUUUUCUCAUUAGCAAUGCAGCAUUUAUUUCAUUGGCUGCUGUGCUAAAAGAAGACACUUUUCAAAGACAGAUACAUGAACAAAAAGUAUAGAAAUUUACUGUUUUAUAGCAAGUCUUACAUCAAGAAAAUUCAGAGAUAGAAAAUUUUGCUCAAAGUAACAAUAUCUGAUAAGCAGAGAAGCUUAAAAGCAUUGUGUUGCUUUUGUUUGAUAGGUUAGAUCUUAUCUUUUCAAGACAACCAUGACAGUAUGAGCUGUAUCAUAAUAUUUCUGUACUAUGCUCUGUAGCUUUCAAACAUGCUGUAUAUUUUGUGUGAUGAUUUUUCAAGGCUUUUAAACUGUUUCAAUAUUUGUAAAUAUUGCUAGUAUUUGUAAAUUUUUUUCUUUCAACUUGUGGGGGUCUUUUUGAUCUUUUGCCCUCAGAGCAAGACUUUUGAUAUUUCAUUGAAAAUAUUUGAACAAGAAAACUUUUUAUAUCCACAAAAAAUUUUAAUGAUAUAACCACCCAAUUUAUUAGACAAUACAUGGCUGUUUCUUUCUGCAGGCUUGAAACAUUCUUUGAUGCUUUCAAGCAUUUAUAUUUGUAAAAUUGACAGCUUUUGAAAAUAUGAAAUGGCUUGUUAUCAGGAGAAGUGACUUUUUUUUCAAUUUUUAUUGUUUUUGAUGGCUAUAAUCAUCAGAAGUGACUUGAAACUGGUUAAAAACAUAUUAAAGUGAACUGCUGAAGUGGCUUUUUUGGUAUGGUGGGGUGGGAGGUGAAACUGAAUAUGAGUACUAGAUUUAUAGAUUUGCUGGAAAUGGGAUUUAAGCUCAUUUGUACAAUUCAGGUUUUACUGCAAACUCAGGUAAUGUUCAGCAGUGAAACGUAAACUACAUAAAACGAACUUGGAUGAUUUUUGGAUGGCUUUAUUUUUAAAACUGAUGUGAGACUGUAUUGUCUCAGGCAAGGGUGAUAUAUUAACAGGCUACAAUUGUUUCUUUUGAAGACAACUUGUUUAUUAAGGCCAUUAUAUUUGUGAUUUUUGCAGACAGCCUAGUUAUAGGGACCAAUGAAAAGAAUUUGCUUUUGCAGUAAAAGUUUCAAGUGUCUUAAAUUGCCCUUGCUGGUACAUGUAUACCAGUCCAAUCAAGUCACUUUGUUUUAUAAUUUAGUUUAUAUCUGAAUUUUUGACAUCAGUCCUAAGAAAAGUUUCACUUAUGUUACUGCAACACUUCUCUCCUUCCUCUUAUAAAGAUAACAAAUGUACUGAAAAUAACAGAAAUAUCUUAUUCUAACAAUCUUACCCAAGUUUGUUUACAAAUAAUUUUGGUAGAAUUUUUGUUCUAUUAUUGAUUUGUUUCAACAUUUCAUCCAGUGUUUCAGUCCUAUUUGUACUGUCGUGAAAGUUAUACUCUUGCAAACACAAAAAAGCUGAAAGUGCAAUAUGCUGACAAAUGUGACUUUCCAGUCUGUUGUCUGUGUAUCAUACAUAAGCUGUGUCUUAUAGUGUAACUGUCGAGUAUAUGUUUUGUGAUCUCUGUUUGUGUACAUAAUGCACCGAAUAUUACAAUAGCCAUAAUGCAUGCAUGUUUUGAGAAGUGCACUUGCAUAAUAAGUGUUGUAAUGUCUGCGCUUUUGUGAGGUGGACCAGUGUUUUCUUAUUAUUUUUUUAGGGUUUUUUAAAUUUUAGGAAAGCACUUGUGGUGUUUGUUGAAGUUUGCAUAUUGAGAACAGUUGUCAAGCAUCAUUGAACAUGCUGAUAACAUUAUGCAAUGGGUUGUGACUCUGUAGUAAUGCAGUUCUUGCUCUUCUUGCAUUCCAACAUCCCUUCUUGUUUAUUCAAAUGAAGAUCUUUACAGUUAUUGACUAAAGAGCUCUGCUUUGUAGAAACUCUAACCCUAACUAUCCUUAUUAAGUUGCAUUGCUGGUUAUUUUUCUGAACGGAAAAGGGAAAAAGAAAGUUCCCCGUACAAAGCAUCAUAAUAUGAAUAAUGUUUAAAAAGUCCCUAGUUACCUCCCCGUCUAUCAUUUUUUUCUUCCCCCAUUCCUGCGCUGCAUACUCCAUUGUUACUGAUGCUAUGUUAUUAUUAUUGCCUAAUAAGCAGUGUUACACAGUAAAUGGAAAACAGUGUGGUCAGUAAUCGUUAUCAGUUUUUUUUUUCAAGAGUAUUUUGUGUAUUUGUAACACCUCUAUGCUGUAAAUGAACAUUUCUUUUAACUUUUUUUUUUUCCUUUUUAUUUGUUUCCAUCUAUGGGUACAUUGAGUCUUUAUUCAUUUUAAAGUAGGAAGUUGGCAAUGUGUAAACCAUAGCUCCAGUAAUUAGGAGCAAUUCUCAAUUCAGUUCAUUAGGACCAUCAUUAGAUUAAUAAAUUUUAUGAGUUGUUGCAUUGUUUACCACAUUUUUUAUAUUGUUUAUCAGAAAAGAUUUCAAACGCCUUGUUAUAUAUUUGGUGGCAUUUGUAGCAGAACAAUAGAAUGCAUAGAACUGCCAACAGCAGUGGGAGCUAGUGAAGGUACCUGUACAUAUCCUUUACGACACCUAGUCGCAGUUCAGCAUAUCUUGAGUCUCAGUGUGACCUGUGUUGGUACAGUGAAUAGUCAAUAUGUUACCACCCAUCAGGAUCUCAAAAAAGAAAAUAAAACAAUCACCCGGGUUUUGUUUUUGUCUACACUCUCAAUAAAGGAUACGUUGUUACAG
Pomacea canaliculata is the source of this 9939-nucleotide messenger RNA. Its product is annotated as disintegrin and metalloproteinase domain-containing protein unc-71-like. The record is from RefSeq and is a predicted model, not a curated record. Gene Ontology annotation, molecular function: metalloendopeptidase activity. Gene Ontology annotation, biological process: membrane protein ectodomain proteolysis. NCBI's taxonomy places the organism in Eukaryota, Metazoa, Mollusca, Gastropoda, Architaenioglossa, Ampullariidae.